AUGGCACAUCAAAAAAAUCAAACACUCAAUGUGGAAAUCCUGAUUGUUGGAUUUGAGAACCUCUCUGACUACAGAAUUCCUCUCUUCCUUCUCUUACUGAUCAUAUACACAUUGACUUGCAUUGAGAACCAUAUGGUUAUAUUUUUAGUAUGUAUAAGCUCUCGUCUCCAUUGUCCCAUGUAUAUCCUGAUCGGUAAUUUGCUCCUCUGUGAAUUUCUCUAUACGACAGAUCUGGUGCCCCUGAUAUUGCACCACAUUCUCUCAGGAAGACCCACCAUCUCCCAUCUUGGCUGUUCUGUCCAGUCAAGUGUAUCUGGAUCCAUAACAAUUGUUGAAACCUUGCUGCUCACUCUGAUGUCAUACGACCGAUAUUUGGCCAUUUGUAGGCCUCUCAGAUACUCUGUUCUCAUACACAAUAGACUCUGCUUCUAUUUGGUGGCCACGUCUUGGUUCAUUUCAUUGAUAUUCCUUGUGGUUGUAUUUUACUUUGUAAUAAAUCUUGAAUUUCGUGGCCCCGUUACCAUCGAUCAUUUUUACUGUGACUUCACCCCUUACGUUUCCUUUGCAUGCUCAGACAUAACACCUGUUGUUUUAAUUGGUUUAUCGGUCAGUAUUACAUUAACCAUUUUACCGUUCCUAUUGAUUGUUCUGUCCUAUAUCUUUAUUAUAUUCACAAUCCUCAGGAUACAGACGUCGGAGGGAAGGCAGAAAGCCUUCUCUACCUGCAGCUCCCACCUCCUUGUAGUGACUAUAUAUUACACUGCGCUUUUUUGCUUAUACGGGGUGCCGAGGAGUGAUCAAUAUCUCAAUGUCUACAAAGGAUUGUCCUUCACAUAUUUUUCGGUGACACCAAUGAUCAACCCCAUCAUUUAUACUUUAAGGAAUCAGGAGAUUCAUAUAGCCUUGAAGGCAGCAAUGAGUAAAAUAAAAACUGUUUUAUUGUUAAGAUGCAACAAAUAA
Messenger RNA from Staurois parvus, 960 nucleotides. NCBI's taxonomy places the organism in Eukaryota, Metazoa, Chordata, Amphibia, Anura, Ranidae. The record is from the annotation of a GenBank genome assembly.